AAGUUUACCACCGUCAGAGAACGUUCAUAUGUUUUACCUUAGAUAAUCUAUUAAAUUAAAAAAAUCUUCUUCAAACUUUCAACUUCACAAUUCAAAUUAAAUUGAAGUCUCCAGCAAUGUCACUUUGGUGGCGAAAUAUAAGCAGCUUAACGAGAUCACUUAACAGGCAACUAAGCCAUCUCUAUUGCAAAGAUAUUACACCAUAUAUUAUUGCUCAAAACUCAGGUCAUUUAAUACGUUAUCAUUCAUCAUUGAAGCACAAGAUUUCUAAUGUUCCUCCGGAUAUACGUAAAGCAAACAAGGACAUCACAAAUUUGAUUCGAAAUGGUCGAUUAAAUGACGCAAAAAGAUUAUUCAAUAAGUUAACGAAUCGAAAUACAGUUACAUGGAACUCAAUGAUUAGUGGGUACGUGCAACAACGUGAGAUUGUUAAAGCACGACAACUGUUCGAUGAAAUGCCUCAUAGAGAUGUUGUGUCUUGGAAUUUAAUGGUUUCUGGUUAUUUGUCCUGUCAAGGGAACAGGUAUUUGGAGGAGGGUAGAAACCUGUUUGAUGAAAUGCCUGAAAGAGAUUUCAUUUCUUGGAACACGAUGAUUAGUGGGUAUGCUAAAGCUGGGAAAAUGAGUGAAGCAUUGGAGCUUUUUAACUCUAUGCCUAAGAAGAAUGUUGUGUCGUGGAACGCGGUGAUUUCAGGGUUUUUGCGUAACCGGGAUGUGAAAACUGCUGUUGAGUAUUUCAAGAGAAUGCCCGAGAGGGAUUCGGCUUCGCUUGGUGUGCUCGUAUCGGGUUUGAUCCAGAAUGAGGAGUUGGAUGAGGCCGAAAAUGUUCUUUAUGAAUUUGGAGAAAGCAAUGAUGGGAAAGAAGAUAUGGUUCAUGCUUAUAACACUUUGAUUGCUGGAUAUGGUCAGAAAGCAAGGGUUGGUGAUGCUAGACGCCUUUUUGAUAAAAUCCCAUCUUGUAGUGAUGAAGGAAUUAGCAGAAAGAAGAGAUUUGAGAGAAAUGUGGUAUCGUGGAAUUCGAUGAUCAUGGCUUAUAUCAAAGCAGGAGAUGUUGUUUCUGCGAGAGAACUUUUUGAUCAGAUGACGGACAAGGAUACAUUUUCAUGGAACACAAUGGUUUGUGGAUAUGUCCAUGCUUCAAAUAUGGAUGAAGCAUCAAACCUGUUUUCUAAAAUGCCAAAUCCUGAUGUACUAUCAUGGAAUUCAAUUAUCUCUGGAUAUGCACAGACGGGAAAGUUGGAAUUGGCACGUGAUUAUUUUGAAAGGAUGCCCCACAAGAAUCGGGUUUCUUGGAAUUCAAUGAUCUCUGGGUGUGAAGGAAAUGCUGACUAUGAAGGAGCAAUAAAGUUAUUCAGGGAGAUGCAACAGGCAGGAGAGAAACCUGAUAGACACACACUCUCUUCACUUCUAAGUGUUUAUGCUGAAACUGUGGCAUUGUUUCUUGGUAUGCAGAUUCAUCAGUUAGUAACAAAGACUGUUAUACCAGAUAUACCUUUAAACAAUUCCCUAAUAACUAUGUACGCAAGAUGUGGUGCAAUACAUGAAGCAAGGACAAUUUUUGAAAAUAUGAAAUUUCGAAAAGACGUAAUCUCAUGGAAUGCAAUGGUCGGAGGAUACGCAUCUCAUGGUUUUGCAUUUGAAGCCCUAGAGCUUUUUGAAUUGAUGAAGUGCCUUAAAGUGAGGCCAACUCGCAUUACAUUCAUUUCAGUUCUGAAUGCGUGUGCUCAUGCUGGUUUAGUGGAACAAGGUCGGUUAUAUUUUAGAUCUAUGGACUCUGAAUUUGGCAUCAAACCUGAGGUUGAGCAUUUUGCCUCUCUUGUGGAUAUUGUUGGUCGCGACGGACAGCUUGAGGAGGCCAUGAAAGUGGUUAACACUAUGCCAGUGGAGCCAGAUAAGGCUGUCUGGGGUGCAGUAUUAGGUGCUUGUAGGGUGCACAACAACGUUGAGUUGGCUCGAAUAGCAGCUGAAGCGCUAAUGCGCCUGGAACCAGAGAGUUCAGGUCCUUAUUGUUUGCUAUAUAACAUGUAUGCCGAUGCUGGAAGGUGGGAUGAUGCAAAUGAAAUCAGAAUUUUGAUUGAAACAAAUAAUAUAAGGAAGGAGCCCGCUUAUAGCAGGGUGGGCUCAACUUCCUCAUAGUGAUUUCUCAAAUUGUAAAUUUUGAUCACACGAUGAAUUUGGAUCGAGUUGGCAAUGUUGGGGUUCAAAUCAAUAGAUGGAAAAUGUGGUGUGCAGUAUCUUGCAGAGAGUUUGCAGUAUUCUUGCUUGGACUAAUAAUACAACAAUGCUGUUCAAUGCAAAUAGAUGUUUUGGAGCAUUUAAGUUUGCAGUUUUAAGUCUUCAAAGAAUUGUGCAUAGCGAAUAAGAGUGGGCCAAAAGCUUGUUUCAUGAAGAAACACCACGAACACAUGCAUGGACUCUACUGAUAACAUCACAUGAUCACCAGGUUCGCUUACC
This is a messenger RNA of Lycium ferocissimum, 2453 nucleotides long. RefSeq names its product pentatricopeptide repeat-containing protein At1g62260, mitochondrial. Gene Ontology annotation, molecular function: protein binding. The coding region runs from base 117 to 2135 and encodes 672 amino acids. NCBI's taxonomy places the organism in Eukaryota, Viridiplantae, Streptophyta, Magnoliopsida, Solanales, Solanaceae. The record is from RefSeq and is a predicted model, not a curated record. The transcript is spliced from 2 exons.